This is a messenger RNA of Alligator mississippiensis (American alligator), 11455 nucleotides long. RefSeq names its product DCC netrin 1 receptor (gene DCC). Lineage: Eukaryota; Metazoa; Chordata; Crocodylia; Alligatoridae. The record is from RefSeq and is a predicted model, not a curated record. The coding region runs from base 624 to 4967 and encodes 1447 amino acids. The transcript has 29 exons. Gene Ontology annotation, cellular component: membrane. Gene Ontology annotation, biological process: cell-cell adhesion. Gene Ontology annotation, molecular function: protein binding.
AUCCAGUUGGUUUCUCUCCGCUCUCCACGUUUUCCCUUCCAGCCCUCCACUUCUUCGGAUCAAUGGAUGUUACAGCUCUAACUCCCAUCUCACAUACUGCUGGUGGACAGCUCCAGUAACAAGUGAGAGCUUUACAUCCUUUUCUCUCCCUCUCUCUUUUUUCCCCCCUCAUCAACAUCUGUCAAGAAGGAGGAAAAUCACGAGCUCUUUUGUUUUCUCCCGACUUUUUCUCUCUCUUUUUUUUUUUGGUACUUUAACGCAGUGAUGGAAACGGACCAGCCCCCCGUCAUCUGAUGCACCCUGGACAGCUAUUUUUUGUCAGGAUUUUUCUAUGUAUGGUUUUCCAACAGUGGGAAGAUCCUUCCCCAUCCUUCCCUUUUUUCCUUGAGUUAGUUUCCUGACACAUUCUGGAGGCUUGGAGGCUGCUGGACUGAAUGUAACUUUUUUUUCCUUCCCCCCCUCCCUCCUUUUCCCUCUGCUGAUUCCCGUCAGCAGGGACUGAAAAAGAAAAAAAAGAAAAAAGGAAAAAAACAGAAGAGAAGGAGGCAGAAGGGGCUGUGUGUGCGUGUGUUUUGUUGUUGCUGGUGCUCAGGACCCAAAUCUCUGUAGGUGUGUGUUGAAAUAUGGAGAAUAGUCUUGGAUGUGUUUGGGUACCAAAGCUGGCUUUUCUACUCUUCGGGUUUUCUCUGAUCAGCCUGCAUCUUCAAGUCACCGGUUCACAGGUUAAGGGUUUUACAUCAUUACGGUUCCUGACUGAGCCUUCAGAUGCUGUCACCAUGCGUGGAAGUAAUGUGCUGCUGAACUGCACAGCGGAGUCAGAUCAAGGAAUUCCAGUCAUCAAGUGGAAGAAAGAUGCUGUGUUCUUAAACUUGGCAGUGGAUGAAAGGAGACAGCAGUUGGCCAAUGGUUCCCUCUUGAUACAAAACAUAGUCCAUUCCAGACACCACAAGCCAGAUGAGGGUGUCUACCAGUGUGAGGCAUCUUUAGAAGGCACUGGGGCUAUCAUCAGUCGGACAGCUAAAGUCACAGUAGCAGGACCACUGAGGUUUCUUUCCCAGACAGAAUCUGUCACAGCUUUCACAGGAGACACCGUGUUGUUGAAGUGUGAAGUGGUUGGAGAGCCCAUGCCUACGGUACACUGGCAGAAAAACCAGGAGGACAUGACCCUUAGCCUCAGUGACACCCGGAUAGUUGUCUUGCCUUCUGGAGCUUUACAAAUCAGCAGAAUUCAAAUGGGGGAUAGUGGGAUCUACAGAUGCCUUGCAAAAAAUCCAGCUAGUUCAAGAACAGGAAAUGAAGCAGAAGUCAGAGUAUUGGCAGAUCCAGGCUUGCACAGACAGCAGUUUUUCCUGCAGAGACCGUCAAACGUGAUGGCUGUUGAAGGAAAUGAUGCCAUUCUUGAGUGCUGUGUUUCUGGAUUUCCCACCCCCACUUUCACAUGGAUGCGUGGAGAUGAAGUGAUCCCAGUCAGGUCCAAAAAGUAUUCCUUAUUGGCCGGCAGCAACUUACUUAUCUCUAAUGUGACUGAUGAUGAUUCGGGGACGUACACGUGUAUAGUCACCUAUAAGAAUGAGAACAGCAGUGCCUCUGCAGAGCUCUCAGUGAUGGUUCCUCCAUGGUUUUUAAUUCGUCCUUCAAAUCUCUAUGCGUAUGAGAGUAUGGAUAUUGAGUUUGAAUGUGCUGUCUCUGGUAAGCCCGUCCCUACAGUGGAUUGGAUCAAGAAUGGAGAAGUGGUGAUUCCUAGUGAUUAUUUUCAGAUUGUGGGUGGCAGCAACUUGCGGAUUCUGGGCUUAGUAAAGUCAGAUGAAGGUUUUUACCAGUGUGUAGCUGAAAAUGAUGCUGGCAAUGCACAGACCAGCGCGCAGCUAAUCAUCCCCGAGCCUGCUAUCCCAAGUUCCAGUGUCCUCCCCUCUGCUCCCCGAGAUGUGGUCCCUGUUUUGGUCUCCAGCCGAUUUGUCCGUCUCAGCUGGCGUCCACCUGCAGAAACUAAAGGGACUGUUCAGACAUACACUGUCUACUUCUCCAGGGAAGGUGUCAACAGGGAGCGGGGACUGAACACAUCUCAGUCUGGGAUACUUCAGCUUACAGUCGGAAAUCUGAAACCAGAAGAGACCUACACAUUUCGAGUGGUGGCUUACAAUGACUGGGGACCAGGGGAGAGCUCGCAGCCCAUUAAGGUUGCUACACAGCCUGAAUUGCAAGUUCCAGGGCCAGUAGAAAACCUGCGGGCUGUAUCUACCUCACCUACCUCAAUUCUUCUUUCCUGGGACCCCCCUGCCUAUGCAAAUGGUCCAAUCCAAGGAUACAGACUGUUCUGCACAGAGACUGCCACUGGAAAAGAACAGAAUAUAGAGGUUGAUGGACUAUCUUACAAGCUGGAAGGGCUGAAGAAAUUCACAGAGUACACCCUACGAUUCCUGGCUUAUAAUCGUUAUGGUCCUGGGGUAUCCAGUGAAGAUAUUACAGUCAUGACACUAUCUGAUGUGCCAAGUGCAAUGCCUCAGAACGUCUCCUUGGAAGUGGUUAAUUCAAGGAGCAUCAAAGUUAGUUGGCUACCUCCACCAUCAGGUACUCAAAAUGGAUUUAUUACUGCCUAUAAAAUCCGACACAGAAAGACUACCCGCAGGGGUGAGAUAGAAACGCUGGAGCCAAACAACCUCUGGUAUUUGUUCACAGGACUUGAGAAAGGAAGCCAGUACAGCUUCCAGGUAGCUGCCAUGACUGUCAAUGGAACAGGCCCCCCUUCUGAAUGGUAUACAGCGGAGACUCCAGAGAAUGAUCUUGAUGAAUCUCAGGUUCCUGAUCAGCCAAGCUCUCUUCAUGUCAGGCCAUUGAUAAACAGUAUCGUCAUGAGUUGGACUCCGCCACUGAACCCAAACAUUGUUGUACGUGGAUACAUCAUUGGCUAUGGAGUGGGCAGCCCGUAUGCUGAGACAGUGCGAGUGGACAGCAAACAACGUUAUUAUUCCAUUGAAAAUUUGGAGCAAAGUUCCCAUUAUGUAAUUUCUCUGAAAGCCUUUAAUAAUGCAGGUGAGGGAGUGCCUCUUUAUGAAAGUGCCACCACUAGAUCCAUGACAGAUCCCAUUGAUCCAUUAGAAGUUGAUUUUUAUCCUUUGCUUGAUGAUUUCCCUACCUCAGUCCCAGAUAUCUCCACCCCCAUGCUCCCACCAGUAGGUGUCCAGGCUGUUGCACUUACCCACGAUGCGGUGAGGGUCAUCUGGGCAGACAACUCUGUCCCAAAGAAUCAAAAGACUACUGAGGUUCGGUUUUACACCGUCCGUUGGAGAACCAGCUAUUCUACCAGUGCUAAAUACAAGUCAGCAGAUACAACAGCUUUGAGUCACACUGUAAUAGGCCUUAAGCCAAAUACCAUGUAUGAAUUCUCUGUCAUGGUAACCAAAGGUCGAAGGUCAAGUACAUGGAGCAUGACAGCUCAUGCCACAACUUAUGAAGCAGCUCCCACUUCUGCUCCCAAGGAUUUGACAGUCAUUACCCGGGAAGGGAAGCCUCGAGCUGUCAUUGUUAGCUGGCAGCCUCCAUUAGAAGCCAAUGGAAAAAUUACUGCUUACAUCCUGUUCUAUACCUUGGACAAGAAUGCUCCAAUUGAUGAUUGGGUUAUGGAAUCAAUCAGUGGUGACCGACUUACCCAUCAAAUUAUGGAACUCAGCCUAGACACGGUGUAUUAUUUUAGAAUCCAAGCUCGCAAUGCCAAAGGAGUGGGGCCUCUCUCUGAUCCUGUUCUCUUCCGGACUCUGAAAGUUGAGCACCCUGACAAAAUGGCUAAUGACCAAGGUCGUCAUGGAGAUGGAGCCUAUUGGCCAGUUGACACAAACUUGAUUGAUAGAAGUAGCCUGAAUGAACCUCCCAUAGGGCAGAUGCAUCCUCCACACGGCAGUGUGACACCUCAGAAGAACAGCAACCUUCUGGUGAUCAUUGUAGUCACUGUUGGGGUCAUUACGGUGGUGGUGGUGGUGAUUGUGGCUGUGAUCUGUACCCGCCGUUCUUCAGCGCAGCAAAGAAAAAAACGUGCUACGCAUAGUGCGGGUAAAAGGAAGGGCAGCCAGAAAGAUCUGAGACCCCCAGACCUCUGGAUACACCACGAAGAGAUGGAAAUGAAGAACAUUGAAAAGCCAUCAGGGUCUGACCCCUCAGGAAGAGACUCACCAAUGCAGAGCUGUCAAGACAUCACUCCAGUCAGCCAUAGCCAGUCUGAAACCCAGAUGGGCAGCAAGAGUGCCUCGCAGUCUGGUCCAGAUACAGAGGAGGUGGGAAGUAGUAUGUCCACGUUAGAGCGUUCACUUGCUGCCCGCAGAGCCACUCGUGCCAAACUCAUGAUUCCAAUGGAUUCACAACCAAGCAACCCUCCUGUUGUCAGUGCCAUUCCAGUACCAACACUAGAAAGUGCCCAGUAUCCAGGAAUCCUACCAUCUCCAACAUGUGGAUACCCACAUCCACAGUUCACUCUUCGACCUGUGCCAUUCCCAACGCUGUCGGUUGACCGGACCUUCGGAACAGGAAGAACGGUGAAUGAAGGACCAGCCUCCCAACAGCCAUCCAUGCUGCCACAGACACAGCCUGAACAUCCCAGCACUGAGGACGCCCCCAGCAGAACGAUCCCUACAGCCUGUGUCCGGCCUACACACCCGCUCCGCAGCUUUGCCAACCCCUUGCUACCUCCACCAAUGAGUGCAAUAGAACCGAAAGUCCCUUAUACACCACUUUUGUCUCAAACAGGGCCUAACCUUCCCAAGGCUCAGGUUAAAACAGCAUCCCUUGGAUUGGCUGGAAAAGCAAGAUCACCUUUGCUUCCUGUCUCAGUGCCAACAGCUCCUGAGGUUUCAGAAGAGGGCCACAAGCAGACAGAGGACCCCGCUAAUGUAUAUGAACAGGAUGAUCUGAGUGAACAAAUGGCCAGUUUGGAGGGGUUAAUGAAGCAACUUAAUGCUAUCACAGGCUCAGCCUUCUAACAGCUAUUGAUGACUAGAUCAAUUGGAUAAUCCAGGAACAUUGCAGCAUACCAGUAUUUCAUGCAUAUCACACAUGUGCACCAGCUCAUAGAAACACCCUCUUCUCAGUACACUUUGCUCAGUAUAAGAAAGAUUCUUAAUACAUCACACACAUGCACCAGCCCAUAGAAACACCUUCUUCUCAGUACCAUUUGCUCAGUGUAAGAAAGAUUCUUGAUAGUUCGUAAAAAAAAAAAGAUAAAUAAAAAAUAGACUACGUUAUUGUAGAUCAGUCAUCUAAAGUAAUGAAAACCCAGCCCCUGCAAAUGCAUAAGAUGACAUCUUCACAGCAGAGCUGCAGUUGAUGCCACUUGACUGCUUACUUUUGAUCUGCUAGUCUUUGUAGUUUCAAGGUAUCAUGACUAACUCACGUUUUACUUAAUAGCGGUUGUAGUUCUUUGUGUAGAUCUAGUCUUACAUCUUGCAAAUGCAUUUUUAAGCGUAUGCCAUGCCAUAAUAAGUCAGUGUGGUAGUUCACUCUCUUUUUUAUUGGUUCUCUUAAUCUAUUUUUGAAUACAAAAGCACCCAUAGCUAAUAAUCACUACAUAGCACCAAAGGAUUGGAAAUAGUCCCAACAGCACAAAAUAAAGCUACUAACUCCCAUUUCAUUUAUUUCAAUCACUCAUCUUGCACAAGUGGUGGGUAUUAGCAAGUUGCUAUAAAAUUCACCCAUUAUAGCAAAUAUUUGUAAAUCAUCCUAUAGUUAGCAUUUUAUGUAUGGCAAACAGAGAACAGGAACAUAAAAAAAAAACAAAAAUCCGCACAGGUGGCAUGUUGCCAGCCAGCCAGAGUAUUCAUGCAAAAAGAGGACAUAAUAUGCAAUCUUCUCUGAUGCGCAGUAAUUAUGUCCUUACACUUGUAAUGGGACACUUCGAAAUAUGGGUGGCCUUUGUGCCAUUCCACACUGUGAGGACAUCUGAAAGCUCCACCAGGACCACCAUUAGCAGUAGCAAAGAAAAUGAGGCAGAAGUUCUCUCCAUUUUUCCUCUACCCUUCCACCUCCUAGCAGAAGGCUCAGAUCCAUGAACUCGUUGACUCAACCACUGGUGACAUCUCCUGAACUGCUGAAGCUGAUGAAAUCAGAAAGCAACCCUUGCUUAGGGGCACUAAAUGAUGAAUCAUAUGGGCAUAGCAUUGGAAAACACAACAUCCUUUCUACAAACAAAGGAAUAGACUCCAAGAAGAAGAACCGAGGAAGUGUGGUAGAUAACUGGAAAACAAAUGAUGGGAGCACUAUUGGAACAAGAUGCUCCUGGUUCUGACACAACCAACAGUCAAUUAGAAAAGUAACUGUGAUUUAGUAUCAGAACAUGAUCUGUGAACUUUUUUUCAAAGAUCCCCUCCCACCCAAGUACCCUAGGUCCAUAUUACAGUGUUUAUUGAAAACUAUAAGUGGUUGAAUUGACUAAAUUUUUGUGUGCAUACUUUUAUUGCUGAAUUUUCAGAUGCAUUCAGAGUUAAUCCCUGUUUAUGCAGCUGAAGCACCAAAAGGGAACUAUUUUGCAUAUUUAUCAGUUAGGAGGCUGCAAAACCCAAUAAGAAAAUUUCAGAUGAAUUAUUCCAUUCAGCUCUGCCUUUGAUUUCAAGCUUGAGUGGGUCAUAAUUUUAAAAGACUAAGGAAGGGAUAGGAUCUUUACAACCUAAUAGCUCCUUUUAUUAGGUGGGUAAUUAUAUGUGAAUCCCUGAAUAAAAUAUUUUGAGUAAAAUGGCACUGUAACAAAGGUAAUAAUUCAGAUUAUUUUCCACUCCCUUUUGUUGGUAGGGAAAUCAAAUGUCAAAAAGGGUGUUCAGAUGCUUCAUUAGGAACUGUAGUGUGUUUGUGAAAAUGCUUUUUAAAAAUACGCUGUUAUUCAAUUUGCUAAGAUUGUAAUGAAAUAGCUCCUAAAAAUUGGAAAUCUUAUUUGUGUGGGAGAUGGGGUUUUUAUGUUCUGACAGAUUUGUAACUAAAAACCUCCAAUGAAAACAAAGCACACAAAUCUGGCAUAAGUAGCAACCAAAAUCAUAGUCCUUCUAUUGGAUCCUAUGCUGUCAUGGCUUCAUGAAAGUAGGUUUAAAUAUAGCUUCAGAAAAGAGCCUCUUCUCCACUCACAGGAGUUGUCACUGAUUUUGAAAGAGGAACCUGGGAUCUAAUUGUUCACUUAUUUAUGCCAGAGUAAAUAUGAGUUACUUUGAAUUUCUGCUGGGUACAUACCAACAGAAUUUGCCCCUUAUGACUUUGAAGAGGGGCCUUGUAUCUCUUUAAUCCUAAAGUAUUAACCCAAAGCUGAAUGCAUCCCUGGUACAAAAGUGUCUAAAAUAAGUAAUGGGUGCACAUUAAUAAGUGUUGAUGUUUGGGUUUGGUUGUAUAAACAUCCCAAUGUUCAGGUGCUCAUUUGAGCUCCAUGGUAUUGAUUAUCCUAUCUGUUAUGUUCAUGCAGCUCCCUUUGACUUAAAUGUUAGGCCCCUGAGAGUGUGCAACAUUGAUCUGAAACUCUCAGGAGGACAGCCUUUCUUGUGGUGUCUAAAGCAUUUCCAUUUCCAGACUCAGCUAGUUUAAAUCAAUAAAACUUUGUAGGAGUAGGGCCAAAAUUGGAGCAAAAACAAGUCCUCAUGUCCUCAGUCCAUUCUAUACACUCGGGGAAGAGCAGCUCAUUUAUUCAGCUCAUAGGGAGACAAGCAAAAUCUUUUUUCUCAAGUUAAUAAGAUGCUCCUUAUGCAAAUGGAAUUGAAAUUUGUCAGGUAAAGCAGAGCUGUGCCUGCUCUAUACGUAUUUCAUGGGAGAGAGUAACCAGCAGAGUAAGUUUUUUAGUUUACUUUUCAUUUCCCCAGUUCUCAGAGUCUCUAGACAAGUGACGACCUACGGACAUCGGUAGAUGAACAACACUUGUUCCUCUUGCCAGCCCAGUUGAUACAGUGUAUUGGUUUAGCUCGUAAGUGAUUCCUUUAGGGUUUCACUUGAUAAGUAGGAAAGUAGCUGUAGCCCUUUGAUUUCUAUUUAGUUAAAUGAAAUGGAGCUUGGAUCUUGCAAUAAAUGCAAGGUCCUUGAGCUAAUAAUGUCCCUCGGAGUCUUUAUCUGAGGAAGUUCAGAGCUUGUUACUAGGAGUGUUGAAAUAGCUACUUCUGUUUGUAUGUCUUUUUAUUGUCCAGUGGGAAAGAUACUAACCUUCUCAAUGAAACGUCUAAACAUGUGAAAGGCACAUGAGUGGAACAGCACAAAACAUUUAAGGCAUAUUUAGACAGGGUUGUAUUUAUUGAAGUAAAAUCAGCUGUAACAUUUUUUUUUGUUCCUGACUGCUUUCUAAGUUUCCAGAAUAUUCAAAAUGAAAUGCUGUUGAAACCAUAUCUUCCCCUAUUGCAAAACAGCCUUGUAAAUGCAAAGAAAAAUGAAUCAACUUGCGACAAAUCUGUAAGGCAGUUGUUUCCAGGGAGGUAGUUAUCGAAUUACUCAUAGAAAUAGGUUACCUGCACUGCCAUAACAGGUAGCAAAUAAAUGAGUUUGCAGUCAAGAAUUUCAGGAAUUCUCAAGCUGUAUAUUAUGUAUCAUAUUCAUUUUUCUAAGCAAAAUCUCCAACAUGGAGUGCUGCCAGUGUCUGUGUUGCUUGAGAAUCCCCUGGAUGAGAAACUUGGCUGUUGAAGUUAGUUUGCUUAUUGCUUUGGUAGCUCAGUUGGCUUUUCUGGAAGGCUCAGUUCAGAAAAACAUGCAGAAGUUCAGCCAUUUCUCUAAAGCCAUUUCGCCCUGCUUGGGAAUCUGUCUGCAAUGCUUAUGUACUCUCAUCUGAUCUCCACCCCUUUAUGGCUUGGGCUGGGCAGGCUACACAGCAAAAAUUGCUUCAUAUCCUGGUAUUUUGGAACUGGUGAAUCCAGAGGAAACCAGGAAUUGCAAAAGCGCUGCAGGCCAAAAUCAUCGGAGCAGAGGUAUAACCGGGCAGUUCUGCAGCCUGGGAUGUGACGGCAGUGCACAGGGGAGCUGCUGCACCUGGGUUGUCAGUGGUGGUAUGGCAGCCAGGUGGGCAGCGAUGGUAGCUACUGAUUUUGUGUCAUCCCCCCAAGUUGGUGGCUGGGACUGGUGCCUUGGUCACCCUGGUCACUGCUGUCCUCCCCCUUAAUUAUGCUCCUGCAUUAGAGCUCCAUGUGGCACAGGGCCCAGCUAUGUGGAUCAGCCUGAAGAAUAAGAAAAUGAGUGACCCUUCUGAAGCAUCAAACUAGGUUUAUGACAGUUAUGGGGUUAUUACUUUUCUCCUCAAACAAUCCCCAUUUGCAAAUACAGCGCCCAGAUUAUUCAUAUAAUAUUGUAUUGCUUGCACUGAUAUUGUACAAUAUCAGUGCAAACAAUCAAUAUUGCACUGAUACUGUACAACACAAUAUCAGUGCAAUAUCUACUAUAAAAAGCAGUUGUGAUACCUCAGAAAGUUAUGGGAGUGAUUCUGUACUAAGAUGCCACCCCAGAACAAAAUGGUUAUUUCCAUGAUACGUCCUUGGUCCUAAUCCCUAGUUACUUUAAAGCCGAGUCUCUUCACUGAAUCCUUCAAAGGCAUUAUGCCAAAUGUGGCUGUCAGAAAAAAUUGACCCAGGGCUUGUACACACAGGGAAGUUACCAUACUUUGAGAUGAGGUGUGGAUUUACUGUAUGCUACCCCAUGCUGACUCCCUCUGUAGAGACUCAGGCACAUCGAUGACAUGUCUUGUGGAGGAUGGAGCUGAGAUGGCCCACCCACCAGCGUCCAUGGAUGCAUGCUAGAGCUGAUGUUCUCUUACCUUGCUGCUUUAGGCUCAGCCCCAACACGUGCUCUCAGACUCCCCAGAGCCCGAGAGCAGGCAAUGAAAAUACACCCAGAGCAGCUCCAUGGAUGAACUUCUGAUCUGGAACAUGUCACUGGGCUCUGAUGAGUGGGGCCUGCUCAGUCCCAUUCACCCCAAGAGGAGGGGCUGAUGUGGUAUAGAUAAGUUACCAGGCCACUGUGAGUGUGUGGUAGCUUAGCUGUAGUAGAGAGGUAGUACUGGAAAGUUACAGCUUAGCUAACCGAACGAACAGCAAUGUCCCUGUGUAAACAAGUAAAUAUGUUUCUGCAAGCUCUUACUCAUGCCCUUAUUUUUAUGACCAUAAAUGAAAUGACUCGCGGUGCUAAAAUUUAACAUGCCCAUACGUGUCUGCACUCAGGGCCUCAAACAGUCUAGAAUCUCUAUAUACGAGUUUUAAGAGCUGGCAAACAAAAAGAUUCCAGACAGGAUAUGCACAUUGGGCAAUGCAAAUUAGUAACACCAAAAGGGUGGAUAAGAUGAAAACCAUUCAGUAUUACAUUUCAAACAGAAACACUGGAAACUGGAUGAAUGAAGUUACAGACUUUCACAGAGAUCAGAGAUUUGUUUUUUCAUAUUGGAGCUGUUGUGUCUCUGUUGUCCAAUAAGUGUCCUGCCUGAUUUCAGAUUCAAUUUUCUGAGACUCCGCAUCCUUUUUGUUCUUAAGCUCUCAGCAGAAAGCAUCUUAAGCAUCUUCAUUCUGACCUUUUUCGACUGGAGACCAACAACAAUACUACAAUUCAUAUGCCAUAAAACGGCACAGGCCAAUGUAUCUCACUGUAUGCUGUACAUGUAUUUUGAAGUGCGAGAAAGCAAUGUUGGUAGAAGGAACAAUGCUGUUUUUAUUAUUGUAAAAUAUACCUGGCAAUUCCUACGUUUGUGAAUUGCCACCAUGUUUGGGAGGGGUGGGUGUUGGGGGGGUAAGGGUGUACUUUUUUAUAAGUAAUAUUUAAUUUAUUAUUUAGAGUGUUUUCUUUUGGAUAAUUUAUGAUAAAAGGGAUAUCUGGUUGGAAGCCUAGAGCAGGCUGUUAAAGCUGCAGUGUGUCCCAUGUCUCUGUGUGCUGUACUUUUGAACUAUGUUAUUCAUACCUGAGUAUGAGGAUGCUCAAGUGCAACCAGCAAAGCUAUCUUGCUAAAUAUUCACUAGUCUCCGCCACUCAGUUCACACACCCCAAAAUGGGAACUGUAAAUCACUGACAUAGUCUCUUAAUUAAAUGAUACAGCCUUGAGGAAAGCAGUGCGAUCUCUUCUUUAAAGGGCUUUGCAAGGUAAUUAAAAUUUGUUAGUGUACUAGUGAUAUGAUUAUCUGGUAGAGAUGGGUUAUACUACAGCUUUAACUAGCCUUAGUUGGAAAAAAAAUCUUGUUGUUACAAAAGGCCUGAAAAUGGCAUUUUGAGCCUAUAAACCAUUUCUUUAAAUUGUCAAACUCUAGCAUUGUUAACCAAAUUAGACUAGUGACUGCAAUAUUUAAGUGUAAAUCUUGUUCUAUGAGAAAGGAAACUUGCUUACAGUUUAAAAAUAAAUGACUGUUUCUACACCAAUCUUGUAUACUACUACAUGAAGAAAAAGGGGGUUUUGUAAUGCACUGUAGAACAGUCUCAUAUUCAUUUUUUAUAGAAAUGUUAUUCCAAUGGUGCAUUUUUUUUGUUUAAUAAAUAAAGUUUUGAUACAAAA